Alnus glutinosa is the source of this 3294-nucleotide messenger RNA. RefSeq names its product probable xyloglucan glycosyltransferase 12. The coding region runs from base 546 to 2711 and encodes 721 amino acids. Gene Ontology annotation, molecular function: glycosyltransferase activity. Gene Ontology annotation, cellular component: Golgi apparatus. NCBI's taxonomy places the organism in Eukaryota, Viridiplantae, Streptophyta, Magnoliopsida, Fagales, Betulaceae. The record is from RefSeq and is a predicted model, not a curated record. The transcript has 5 exons.
CUUUUGUGUUUAUAUUUUGUUUUCUGCUUGAAUAUUCUUUUUAAUUUUGGAAUCAAAAACCUAAAGACGUGUUGAGCUGUUACCACAUCUUCCCCCCUCUGUAUAUCAAUCACUAUCUAUCUCUCUCUUUUUUCAAGCACAAACGCAAACACGCCCGUUUGUUCUGCUUCUCUCGUGACGUUUAAUAAGACCUCUUUUUGCAAGCUGUAAUUGAAUGGGAGGUGUUUUGGACUGAUUCCCCCACACAAACCCGAGCUUUAGCUAUCUCUCUCUCUCUCUCCCUCUUAACACAGUUCUCGUAUAAGUUUUCGCCGAAUGUCACCAUGUUCUAGAGACGCCUCGCUCGGCCUUCUACUGUCUCCCCCUCCACGCGGCUGCAUUUCCUUCAGUUCUCAUUUUCUUUCCCUUCUGUUUCUCUGACAAUGACAAUGAGAUCAAAGGCAUAGCCUUUCUCUUUCUGGGUUUGUUUGUUUAUUAGCUUAGUCUUUGAAACCAAGUGGGUGGAGGGGGUCUUGUCGUGAAACUGUGAGAUCGGGCUCCCAAGAAUGGCACCCUCGUUCCAUUGGUGGGAAAAGGAGAAGCACAAAGGUACGCCGGUUGUGGUGAAGAUGGAGAACCCCAAUUGGUCCAUGGUCGAGCUCGAGGGUCCUUCAGAAGAUGACUUUCUUAUUACCACCACGGACUCGCCUGUGUCGGGUCGCCCAAAGGACAAGGGCCACCGGGGGGGCAAGAACGCGAGGCAGCUCACCUGGGUCCUCCUCCUCAAGGCCCACCGCGCCGCCGGCUGCCUCACCUCCAUUGGCACAGCAAUGUUCGGCCUCGCCGCGGCGAUCCGACGCCGCGUCGCCUCGGGUCGGACUGACUCCGAGAAUGACAACGACGACAUCCAAAAUGACGUCGUCGUUGGCGGUGGAAGAGAGAAGGAGAACCCCACCGUGAGGACCAGGUUCUACUUUUGUAUCAAAUUGUUCCUCUGGCUCUCGGUGCUUUUGCUGGGGUUUGAGGUCGUGGCGUACUACAAGGGUUGGCAUAUCGGAGCUCCGCAUAUCCAUUUCGACCAGUUGCAGAGCCUGUGGGCAAGGCCAUUGGGGGUUAAGGGUGUGUUCGAGUGGAUUUAUUCUCGGUGGGUUUUGGUUCGGGUGGAGUACCUCGCUCCUCCUCUGCAAUUCCUCGCCAAUGCGUGUAUUGUGCUCUUCUUGAUCCAGAGCGUGGAUAGGCUGGUUCUGUGUCUGGGAUGUUUCUGGAUCCGGUUCAAGAAGAUCAAACCCGUUCUCAAGCAAGACGACCCGGUUAAGGAUCUGGAAUCCGGUGAGAGUAAUGGUUACUUCCCUAUGGUCCUUGUUCAGAUCCCCAUGUGCAAUGAAAAGGAGGUUUAUCAGCAAUCAAUUGCUGCUGUGUGUAAUUUGGACUGGCCGAAAUCGAAGAUUCUGGUUCAAAUUCUUGAUGAUUCGGAUGACCCAACAACGCAAUUUCUUAUCAAAGAGGAGGUGCAUAAAUGGCAGCAAGAGGGUGCCCACAUUGUGUACCGGCAUCGGGUGAUUAGAGAUGGGUACAAGGCUGGUAAUCUCAAGUCCGCAAUGAAUUGUAGCUAUGUUAAAGACUAUGAGUUUGUUGCCAUUUUCGAUGCCGAUUUUCAGCCCACCCCUGAUUUCCUCAAACGCACAGUGCCUCAUUUUAAGGGUAAUGAGGAUUUAGGAUUGGUUCAGGCAAGGUGGUCCUUUGUGAACAAGGACGAGAAUUUGUUAACAAGGUUGCAGAACAUUAACUUAGCAUUCCAUUUUGAGGUAGAGCAGCAAGUGAACGGUGUUUUCAUCAAUUUCUUUGGGUUCAAUGGGACGGCGGGUGUUUGGAGGAUAAAGGCCUUGGAGGAUGCUGGUGGGUGGUUGGAGAGGACCACUGUGGAGGACAUGGACAUUGCUGUCCGUGCUCAUCUUAAAGGAUGGAAAUUCAUUUUCCUCAAUGACGUCGAGUGCCAGUGCGAAUUACCGGAAUCUUAUGAAGCUUACAGGAAACAACAGCAUAGGUGGCAUUCUGGACCUAUGCAGUUGUUUAGACUUUGUUUGCCUGAUGUCAUCAGAGCCAAGAUUAGUUUUUGGAAGAAAUUCAACUUGAUAUUUCUGUUCUUUCUCCUUCGAAAACUGAUACUGCCCUUUUAUUCCUUUACCCUUUUCUGCAUUAUACUCCCAAUGACAAUGUUCAUACCGGAGGCUGAACUCCCUGCAUGGGUUGUAUGUUAUAUCCCAGCCACUAUGUCCUUUCUUAAUAUCCUCCCUGCCCCAAAAUCUUUCCCCUUUAUUGUCCCUUACCUUCUUUUUGAGAACACCAUGUCGGUGACCAAGUUCAAUGCCAUGAUUUCUGGCCUAUUCCAGCUUGGAAGUGCGUAUGAGUGGGUUGUGACCAAGAAAUCUGGGCGUUCCUCUGAGGGUGAUCUUGUCUCCUUGGUCGAGAAGGAGCCGAAGUAUCAACGGGGGGUCUCCGUGCCCAAUCUGGAGGAGAUGAAGGAGGAAAUUCGACAGCAAGAGAAGGCCUCUCGGAAGAAGAAGAAGCAUAACAGGAUAUAUACAAAGGAGCUAGCUUUGGCUUUCCUUCUUCUAACAGCUUCAGCUAGGAGUCUCCUGUCGGCUCAGGGAAUCCAUUUCUACUUCUUGCUGUUUCAGGGGGUAUCAUUCCUUCUGGUUGGUUUGGAUCUCAUUGGCGAACAGGUUGAGUGAACCCAAAAAAACAAGGGGACUUUGAAGGGAUACAUGGAUGAUACAAGUACAGGCAACAUGGGUGGACAAUCUAUCUGAGUACACCAAUGAGAGAAAACAGCUAUGGGGAGAUUGUAGAGGGCUGAGAGUGCUUCCUUUCUUGCAUGCCCUCCACCCUCUAGAUCCCCCCAAUCAGACUCCCACCCAAUACAGGAAAAAAUAAAGUAAUAUGGACAGAGCAGCAACUUUCAUGUUGGAGAGAGAUGCUUUAGGGAAUGGUGAACCUCUUCAACAUGUGUAAGGUUUCAUUCUUCUGUUUUGUAAUUUUGUUUUGUUUUGAUUCUUUUGUUUUUGGGUCGAUUCUUUUGUAUGAAAAGUUGUCGUUCAGAUAUCAAACAGAGAUUUUAGAGUAAGAUUAGCAGAGCACUCCUCUUGGUGCUUUUUCUCUUGUCAAUCACCUGAUAAGGUCGUUAGAUAUUGUUGAUUUCCUGUGGCAGAAAAGUACAAAAUUUAUUCCCUGCGUAGACUGGGUUUCUUAGAUGCUUAAAGGUAAGGUAAAUCCUUAUCCGAUGUUAGUGAAUGAAAUUGUUAGUCUGUUCUCUCA